Messenger RNA from Venturia canescens, 1366 nucleotides. RefSeq names its product zinc metalloproteinase nas-14-like. Bases 1 to 1035 code for a protein of 344 amino acids. The record is from RefSeq and is a predicted model, not a curated record. Gene Ontology annotation, molecular function: zinc ion binding; metalloendopeptidase activity. NCBI's taxonomy places the organism in Eukaryota, Metazoa, Arthropoda, Insecta, Hymenoptera, Ichneumonidae. Gene Ontology annotation, biological process: proteolysis. The transcript is spliced from 5 exons.
AUGGACUCGAAUCGAAACGUUUGCUUGUUUUUCGCACCUACUUACGUUAUUUUCAUUGGAUUAAUCGUCCUGGUGGCAGGACAUCCAAUUUCUUUUAGAAAUUGGCUCGGAUCGUGGGGCUACGAUAUUAAAUAUCGGCUCAACGCCUGGUCCCAAUACGACAAUCCCGAGGAAGGUACCGCCAGGGAAGGAGACAUUAAAAGCCCUUCGAGAAAAACUAUGACGAAGAAGCGGGCUUCCCUUUGGCCCAAUGGCAUCGUCCGCUAUUUUAUCGACAAAACCAUAACAAACGAGCCAGAUAAAUUGGCAAUUCUGCGAGAUGCCAUGAACAAUAUAAUGGAAUUAACGUGCGUACGGUUCGUACAUAUUUAUCCGGAUUCACUUGGAAAGUUCCCCGUCCGCAAGUGGGUCAAUAUAACUGGGAAUAAAGAAGGUUGCUUCGCUGAUCUCGGCUAUCCUGAUACAUCCCCGAGCACUCUCAACCUCAACGUGGAAAAAUGUUUCCGGACGAGAGGCCACGCGAUUCACGAAAUCCUUCACACCCUCGGAGCUUUCCAUGAACACAUGAGGCCUGAUCGGGAUGAUCACAUUAGAAUUCUGUGGGAAAAUAUUAAAGAAGGUGACGAAGAUAAUUUUCGAAUGAUGGAUGAAAACACGGUGACGACGCAUGGGUUACCUUACGAUUACGAGAGCAUAAUGCACUAUUCGAUGACAGCAUUUUCCAAGAAUAAAACCAUUCCAACAAUUGUUCCACGGCGAAGCAGCGCGGAGAUAGGACAACGAAAUUAUCUCUCGCAAUACGACAUCCAAAAGUUGAGAAGAGCUUAUCAAUGCCACAAACGGAAUCCGCCGAGUGUUUUUCCCAGGAAAAAAUUGAACCGGACAAAAAAAUUCCACAGUAAAAUCGACCAGGAAGCAAAAAAUCCCAGGAAAUCCGAAACUUUCGACCCCCUGCAUGAAUCAAAAGUCACCUGGAACCCCUGGACAAUGCUUGGAUUUGCGAAACCUUUUACUAGCUUCUUCUCUAUCGAUUAAUCCUACCGAACUUUCUGAAAAAAAAUUUUGGAUUAUUUUUCUGUGAAAUGGUGAAAAAAGAAGGCACUUUUCCAGACCAAAAAGAACAGUAAAACGAUAAAAAUGGCGUCUUUCUCGAACUUCAUACAACGUCGUCUUUUUAUCCCGGAAAAUUGUCUGCUGUCAAUUUUUAUUCUACCACGUUUGUGACUCCACUCAAUAUUUGAUGCUCCAAAAAUGGUGAAGGAUUUUGGAGCUAGCAAGGAGAAAUAAAGGAGAAAAAUUAAGGUAUUUUUGAUGUUUUGUUGAAAAUUCACUUAUUUUCAUUGAUUUUCAUUCCAUUUAUUGAUCU